AGUAAAAUAAAAAUUAAGAAUGCUUAUAUAUAUCUCCUCUCAUCUAACCGUAGUUGUUAGUUUGCUGGAGUAGUAGGAGGAACAAAGUAGUUUGAAACAGAUGAUAAGCAUAUUUCUAUACAUGAGAAGGACAACUCUCCAGCCGCUGAUACUCAGAAAAACCCCAUUUCACCAAAUCUCAGUUAAACUACCAAUUAAACUCUUAACAGAAACAAAAAAAAAAAAAAAAAAAAAAAAAAAAAAAAAAAAAAAAAAAAUCGAAUAUGUUAGUCUAUCUUUCACUCUUUUCUUCCUCUAUAUUUCCUAUUGUCACCAUUAAUCUUUCCCCAUCACAUCCUCUUCUAGUCAUGUUAUUCAGGAUGAAGCAGAUCAGUGGCCGAAGGAAGAGAAAUCUGUCCAUAUUUGUGGUCGUAUUUUCCAUAUUCCUCUUUGGAUGCUUCAUGUACUAUGAAGACGUUAAGACAAUAGCUGAAUUCCCAUUUUCCAUGACCAAAACUCUUGGUAUCAGCAAAGUUUCAUCUGUAGUGAUGAGUUUAAGAACAGAGGGUCUCUCUAAACAAGAAUUAGUUGCAAGCUUGAAGUCCACUGAUGAAGAAAAAACAGAAACAGAGCAGAAGAAGGAAAAGAUUGAAAUGCCUACUGAGGAGAAUAUUGAGUUGCCACCUGAGGAUUGUGAUCUUUUUACAGGGCAAUGGGUUUAUGACAAUGUCACUCACCCUAUUUACAAAGAAUCUGAAUGCGAGUUUCUCACAGAAAAGGUCACUUGCAUGAGGAAUGGAAGAAAGGACUCCAUAUAUCAGAAUUGGAGGUGGCAACCCAAAGACUGUUCUUUACCCAAGUUUAAACCAAGGUUGCUGCUUGAGAAACUGAGGAACAAGAGACUCAUGUUUGUUGGAGACUCGCUGAACAGAAACCAAUGGGAGUCCAUGGUUUGUUUGGUUCAAUCAGUGGUUCCUCCUGGCCGGAAAAGCUUAAACAAGACUGGUUCUUUAUCUAUUUUUAGGAUUCAGGAUUAUAAUGCCACAGUGGAAUUUUACUGGGCUCCAUUUCUGGUGGAAUCAAAUUCAGAUAAUCCAAACUUCCAUAGUAUAUUAGACCGGAUCAUUAUGCCUGAAUCAAUCGAGAAGCAUGGCAAGAACUGGAAGAAUGUGGACUAUCUCAUCUUCAACACAUACAUUUGGUGGAUGAAUACUUUUGCCAUGAAAAUUUUACGAGGAUCAUUCGAUGAAGGAGCGAUAGAGUACGAUGAGAUUGAGAGACCAGUUGCUUAUCGGAGGGUUUUGACGACAUGGUCGCAAUGGGUCGAAAACAAUGUGGAUAGCAAUCACACUAAAGUCUUCUUCAUGAGCAUGUCUCCUCUACAUAUGAAGAGUUCAGAUUGGGGCAAUCCGGAAGGGAUAAAAUGUGCAAAAGAGACAACCCCAGUAUUAAACACAUCAAUGCCGCUAAAUGUUGGAACAGACAAGAGACUAUUUGUAAUAACAUCAAAUGUUAGUCAGUCCAUCGAUGUCUCUAUUGACUUCCUCAAAAUUACCUCUCUAUCGGAGUAUAGGAAAGAUGCACACACCUCCGUCUACAUCACUCGGUAUGGCAAAACGCUGACGCCAGAGCAGCAAGCUGAUCCAGCAACAUAUGCUGAUUGUAUUCAUUGGUGCCUUCCCGGAUUGCCUGACACUUGGAAUGAGUUCCUCUAUUCACGUAUUAUAGCCCAUUCUUGGCACUAAGAAGUUUCUUCCUCAUAUUGAAGUGGUGUUCGUGCGCACACCUUAAUUAUUUCAUCAAGUACGCAUUACCGAUACGCCCUUCGUUUUGCAGCUUCGUACUGUAAUUGUCUAUAAUGUUUUGCAUCUUUUUUUGGUUAAGAACCACAAUUCUAAUUUUGAUGCUUUUUUUAUUUUUUUCUCUGUCCUUGUAAAAUUUUCCUCAAGAUAAGAAAAAUAUUUGUAGUUGUAAUUGCCUGGGAGAUUUGCACAAAUAGGAUACUUCAAUGCCCGUUGUUUAAUAUUUGUCUUUGUUUGAAGAUGUAUACGGUCAAAACCGGUUUCGACCUUCGUAUGAUUAGUCAAGAUUUGAACAUAAUGGACCGAAGGUCUUCUUCAUAAUAUCGAGAUGAGAUCGGAAGCCAGGAUGCAGCUCAAGUUUCAGGAACAUAUCAAAUACCGAGCUCGAAGUCAUUAUCGAGCUCGGGUCCAAAUCGAACUAUGAUGUGAAGUGGUGUUAUCGAGCUCAAGAGCCAGAGACCGACCAAUACCGAGACUGAGUCAAUACCGGGCCUCGAGUCAAUAUCGAGCUCGAGUCAAUAUCGAUCUCUAAAUCUGGAGAUCGAUCAAUACCAAGUCCGAUCAAGAUCGAGCUAAGAGACAAGAGCCGUUAUAGCCGC
Nicotiana tabacum (common tobacco) is the source of this 2380-nucleotide messenger RNA. RefSeq names its product xylan O-acetyltransferase 1-like. Gene Ontology annotation, cellular component: Golgi apparatus. Gene Ontology annotation, molecular function: O-acetyltransferase activity. Lineage: Eukaryota; Viridiplantae; Streptophyta; Magnoliopsida; Solanales; Solanaceae. The record is from RefSeq and is a predicted model, not a curated record.